Durio zibethinus is the source of this 978-nucleotide messenger RNA. Lineage: Eukaryota; Viridiplantae; Streptophyta; Magnoliopsida; Malvales; Malvaceae. The record is from RefSeq and is a predicted model, not a curated record.
AUGAAUUGCCAACAGAAAUUUAAACUUGACAUCUUAUCCGAAGGUGAAGCAUGGGCUUUGUUCAAAGAUACUGCUGGUCUAAAAGAUGUUUCUUUGAGAUUGAAUGAUGUAGCCAAGGAGGUUGCUAGUGAAUGCAAUGCAAUUGCAACAAUCGGAAAAGAAUUAAAAGGUGCAAGUCUAGAUGGGUGGAAAGCAGCAAAUAAGCGACUCAAGGACUUAAGACAUUUAGACAAUGAAGAGGUUUCUCAAGGUAUCUACAACUGCCUUAAGCUGAGUUAUGAUUAUUUGAAGGGAGAUAAUAUUCGAACAUGUUUCUUGCUAUGUUCCCUUUUUCCAGAAGAUUGGGAUAUUGAUAUUGAGUUGUUGGUUAUGUUUGCAAUUGGUCAUGGAUUAUUUUCUCAUAUUUACUUAAUUGAAGACUUGCGGAGAGAAAUUCGUGAAGCACUAAGAAAACUCCAAGAGGCUGGUUUGUUAUUGAGAACUGAUGAUGAUGAUGAUGAAAGAUAUGUAAGUAUGCAUGACGUGGUUCGUGAUUUUGCUCAUUGGAUAACAUCUACGGGGAAAAAUAUAUUCAUGGUAAAAGAGGGGUUGAUGGAAUGGCCUAUAAGUGAAAGAUGUGAAUCCCAUACAGCAAUCUCCUUUUGGAACAGCAAAAUAAAUAUUUUUCCUGAAAAGUUAGAAUUUCCAGAACUCAAAAUUUUGAUUUUUACAGGAAAGACUUUGGUGGAAGUCGCGAUUGCAUUUGUUAAAGGAAUGAAAGCCCUCCGAGUUUUGCAUCUCCAAGAUGUCAUUUUCUCACUAGAAGUACUUAAAUUCGUAACAAAUCUUCGAACUCUGUGUCUAGUAAAUUGUGAGUUGGAGAACAUCUCAUCGUUGGGAAAUUUGAAAAACCUUGAGAUUCUUGCAUUUUCUGAUACUAAUAUUUAUGAGCUAUUGCGUGGUCUAAAAUCGCUACAUUUUUUUUUACUCAGGAAGUGA